Messenger RNA from Amborella trichopoda, 1778 nucleotides. RefSeq names its product fatty acid hydroperoxide lyase, chloroplastic. Gene Ontology annotation, biological process: sterol metabolic process. The record is from RefSeq and is a predicted model, not a curated record. NCBI's taxonomy places the organism in Eukaryota, Viridiplantae, Streptophyta, Magnoliopsida, Amborellales, Amborellaceae. Gene Ontology annotation, molecular function: heme binding; monooxygenase activity; iron ion binding.
UUUGAGGUGCAAUCACAUUCACCCUUAUAAGAGAGAGAAAAAAGAGGAGAAAGGAGAGAGACCCUUCCAUGAAAGCCAUAAGAUGUGCACACAGUGAACUCCUUCCCUUGUCAAAACCAGUAAAGACAGAGUCCAAGCCAUAAGUCUUGCACACAACUCCUUCCCUUCUCAAAACCAGGAGAGAGAGAGAGAGUCCGGUUGAUCAAGAUGAGCGACCUAGCGGCCUUUACGGUGAGGAGCAUCCCGGGCAGCUACGGGCUGCCAUUGAUCGGGAACCUCAUGGACCGAAUGGACUACUUCUGGCUCGAGGGCCGCGAUAAGUUCUUCCAAAAUCGCAUGGCCAAGUAUCAGAGCACAGUAUUCAGGGCCAACGUGCCUGCUUCCGCUCCCCUCUUCGGGGGAAGUGAUCCAAGAGUCAUAGCCAUCGUCGACUCCGCAGCCUUCACCACCCUUUUUGAUAUCUCUCUGGUUGAAAAGAAAGAUGUUUUGGUUGGAGACUAUCUCCCGAGUCUCGACUACACCGGAGGGAUGCGCGUUCUUGCGUAUCUCGACCCGUCAGAGCCGCAGCAUUCCUCCAUCAAGUCAUUCCUCUUGGACAACCUGCGUAGAAGCGCAAAGACAUGGGUACCAGAUCUCCAGAGUAGCUUGGAGCCCUUAUGGAGCACGCUAGAGAAGGAUGUACAGGAGAAGGGCAGUGCUGGUGUGCUGCUACCCUUGCAAAAGUUUCUCUUCUCCUUCCUCUCCAAGGUGCUGCUUGGGGCUGACCCCGCUGUAGAUCCCGAGAUUGCCAAGAAUGGCCACUUCAUAAUCGACAAGUGGCUCGCCCCCCAGCUCGUUCCAACUGUGGGCACCGGAGGCCUGAUCCCUUACCCCUUGGAAGAGCUCUUGCUCCACAGUUUCCCUUUACCCUUUGCCUUUGUUCGAGGUGGCUAUCAGAAGCUUUAUGAUUUCAUUCUCAACCACGCGAAGGAUGUCUUAUCGAUCGCCAUUAACGAAUACGGCCUCACGGAGGCCCAAGCAACACACAAUCUUCUGUAUACUCUCGGAUUCAAUGCAUUUGGUGGCUUCUCGAUCUUCCUUCCUUCUUUGAUUUCCUACAUUGGAAAGGAUCCUAGACUGCAAGAGAGGUUGCGCACAGAGGUAAGGGAUGUGAUGAACACACAUGAGGGAGUGAGCUUCAAUGCAGUGUCAGAGAUGGAAUUGUUGAGCUCGACAGUCUAUGAGGCCCUGCGUAUAAAUCCACCGGUGGCAUUCCAGUAUGGGCGGGCACGGCGUGACUUUAUCUUGAAGUCGCACGAUUGUUCUUAUGGGGUACAAGCAGGGGAGCUGCUGUGUGGGUUCCAGCCUCUCGCCAUGCGGGACCCCAAGGUUUUUGAGGCGCCGGAAGAGUUUAGGGCCGAUAGGUUCAUCAAAGAGCGAGGGGGUGAGGGCCUAAUUCAAUAUGUCUAUUGGUCAAAUGGCCCUCAAACUGCGACACCCUCGGUGGAGAACAAGCAGUGCGUGGCCAAGGACUAUGUCAUGGCCACCACACGCCUCAUUUUGGCGGAGCUCUUCAUGCGAUAUGACUCUUUCCAACUCGACAAUGACUCAUCAUCUACCAUAACUUUUCUAAAGAGAAGAUCUUGAGACCACUUUGGUGGCAUUCACAUGUCGCUUUCUUUAAUGUUCACAUGGGACCUGGUAAAAUGUAAUGGAGUGGCACCGCCACCCUGACUACCUAUGUCAAGAGCUCGUUCCUAUGUGUGAAUCGAAUAAAAAUUUUCUUUUUGUUUCUCUUU